GUUUACACGCUCUUGGUGAUCCCUCUACCUACCUAUCUACGGAUGGGUCUAUAUUUGUAAACACGAGAGCAACGGGUAAGAUGGAUGUAUACGAGUCGCGGAAGAAGGAUUGGGAGGAUUUGGAAGUGUCGCGCGAGGAAUUGGACAACAUAACCGAGUGCCUGAAGAAGGAGGAAUUCCGCAAAUUGCUAAUCGAGUACGCGGAGGAGGUGUCCGAUCCGGAUAACAAGAGGAUCUACGAGAGGGAGAUCGCGCAGCUCGAGAAGGAACGAGGCGUUGAUGUGACGUUUGUCAACCCCGAGCCCGGUUACGUCAUAAAGACCAGCGUGAACGGUGACAGGAAGUGUUUCCUCAACAUCAGCAAGAACACGGUCGUCGGUCGGCCCACCAGUCAGCCCUCCUACGAGCAAGGCCACCGCGGUCUGCAGUGGUCCAUUCCGUAUACGUUGAUACCGCCACGCGAUGACUUCGACAAGAAAAACGUGCGAUGCACGGUAUUCGACGUGGUUUUUCACCCGGAUACCAUUUACCUGGCGUCCAAAAAUGCCCGAUUCCGCGAGAUCGUCAAUAACACAGCGAUGGAUGGUGUGGAAAAUAACUUUAAGGUGAAAUUGGACAGGAAGAAUCUCAAGUUUCCCAAGAUCAGCUUCAAAGGAAUAACUCAUCCCACAGUGAUCAGGAAACCAUCGAAGGAGCCGCCAAAGGAGCCGCUGGAUAUAGAGCCAGAAAUCUAUCAGAAGCUAAUGUCAAGCUACGACGAAAGUCGCGAGAGUCAGUUAAAAGGGAGAGAGGAAAAAGCGCAGCGUGCUCCACCAGUUACUACUUAUUACAAGAACAAGCAGAGUGAAUCCAUGGAUGAGAAAUAUGUUAUUCCUAAAUUUUCUGUAAAGCAUCAGUUUGAUGUAGAAAUGGAAGAUUUUGUUUUAAGUAAAGAUGCAAAGAUGUAUGCUACAAUUCCAAAAAAAUUUGUGCUUACUAUUGAUCUGCCUUUAUUGAAAAGUGCUAGUGACUCGACACUCGAUAUACAUGAACAGUCUCUUACCUUGAAAAGUGAGAAGCCUGCAAAGUAUCUGCUGGAACUUCCGUUACCGUAUCCUGUAGAUGGAGAUAAUGGAAAUGCUAAAUUUGAUGCAAAGUAUAAGAAAUUAAUUGUGACUUUACCAGUCAUUCGACCCUCGAUAACAACAAUGGAUAGCAUAGAUAGGCCAGACAGCGGAGUUGAUAGUGAUCAGAGUAGUCCUGUACCGAUAGCAUCUAAAGAUGAUGAAAACGAUUUACCUAAAAUAGAGUUAGUGAAGGAAUAUGAAAACCUGUCUAAAAAUUUAGAAUUUGAAGAAACGAGUGAUAUAGAUAAAAGUGAAGAUACUGCGUUACGGACAUGUAAUGUGACAGAAAUUAUCGAUGCAUUUAUGAAUCCUAAUAUUAAAUACAAUUUUCCUCCAUACUCUUGUAAUAUUUACAAUAAUCAGUUAGCUGUUACGAUAAAUGUAAAAAAUGUCAAUCCUGAUGAAAUAUGUCACAAAAUUUUAGAUAAUAACGCAGGGAUACAUAUCUUAUUGACAUCUAUAGGUGCUGGUUUUUUUGCACAAUAUUAUUCAUUAUGUCUUAAGAUAGAAGAUGGUUGUAUUGAACCAGAAACACUUUCAAUUGAACCAUGGGACAAUAAUGUCGUGUUUAGCAUAACGGUGCGGAAUAUUGAGAAUGUAACACAAUAUUUUGUUGGUGUGGACAUGGAAUUUAUGGAAGCAAAGGAUCUCCCUACUACAGCUUCAUUUACAAACAAGUUCAAGGAAUUAAUGGCUUGUACGGAUGAUGAACAGAUGGAGAGACAAUUUUCUGUACAGCCGGAAGGUGAUAGCAUUGUUAUAGAUAUUCGUUCAAAUCAGCAGGAUUCUGAUGAUGACGAAGAGCAGGAAAACGUAAAAAUGAUAAAACAACAGCAAAAGAAAAUGCAUACAAUCGAAAAAGCUAGAUCAGUCUCGGAAAGCAGCGGAGAUGAAUUGGCAAGUAGUAAUAGUAGUGUGAGAUCCUCGAAAGGGAUAUUAAAGUCACGUCGUAUCCGUGAUUUCUCGCGUUCCAUGUCCGAGUCAAGUGCCGACGAAAAUAGCCUUCCUGCAUCGUGCACGGAUUAUCAUUAUGAUUUCACACACGAUGUUAAUUCUGAAUCGGAUUGUUCCAGUUUAAAAAAGACUGUACGAUUUAAUGACGUAGUAUCACGACAAUUAUACAGGUCCAAUUCAAGUAUUCUUGGACAGAGAAAGAAGAAUCAACGUAAAUUGCGAAAUAAGAAACGCGCGCAUGAUCGUCGAAUGAGCGAAAGUGAGAAUUCUGAAACCGAAGAACGAGACAAAUACAAAACACAUUACAAACGUUCGCCAAACGAAGAAACUUCGGAAAUUGUGAAACCUAUACUUGCUCGAGACAAACAGUCUCAACAACAAAGAACCGCUAAUAUCGAAAUUGCGAAAUCAAAAACGGAUGAUAAACAUUCUUUGCAUCAGCGUAGUAAAUCUAAUUUCGAGGAAAAAUUUACCGAAGAUGUUCAAGUCGAUGCUUCAAAUAAUGCCACGAAGGAUGCAGUUCAAUUGGAAUUUAAAAAUGAUUUAAUAUUUGACCUCGAUAUGUAGAUUUAGAUAUAAUACGAGAUUAAUUAUGCAUAAUUGUGAUUACAUAUAUAAAGCUAGUAGUUUCAGGAUUAGUAUUAAAAUUGCUUAGAUGGGGGAAUAAUUUUCUAGUAUUAGAGAAGAUUAAAUAAUUAAGAAAAUAGGAUGAAUCAAAAUUGUUAAUAUAUC
Camponotus floridanus (Florida carpenter ant) is the source of this 2792-nucleotide messenger RNA. It is a transcript of the gene Nop17l, whose product is annotated as protein kintoun. Gene Ontology annotation, cellular component: cytoplasm. The record is from RefSeq and is a predicted model, not a curated record. Gene Ontology annotation, biological process: axonemal dynein complex assembly. Lineage: Eukaryota; Metazoa; Arthropoda; Insecta; Hymenoptera; Formicidae. Bases 81 to 2627 code for a protein of 848 amino acids. The transcript is spliced from 4 exons.